CUGGUAUAAAUAUUGUGUCAAGAGUCACCAUCUCAACAUCUGAAACUUUUGGAGGAGCAAGUGAAUAUUAAAACCAGCACAGGAUGCAGGCAUUAAUUAUUACAAUAUGCCUGAUUCAUGGAUUUGCCUACUCAAAACUAAUAAGAACAAAGAGAGCUACAAAUUCAGAAGGCUUUAUGAAUAUUAAUGAACUUAUCAUCCAUAAAGGCUACCUAAGCGAGGAGUACAAAGUGAUGACAGCAGAUGGCUAUAUUCUUACCUUGAACAGAAUUCCAUCUGGCAGAAACUAUCAAAUGGAUUUUGGUAGGAAACCUGUAGCAUUUCUCCAGCAUGGUUUGCUAGGAGAUGGAAGCAACUGGAUUAUCAACUUCGCCCACAACAGUUUGGGUUUCAUCCUCGCAGAUGCUGGAUAUGAUGUUUGGAUUGGAAACAGCAGGGGAAAUACUUGGUCCAGAAGUCACCAAAAUCUGUCUGUGAAUGAAGAUGAAUUUUGGGCUUUCAGCUUUGAUGAAAUGGCAAAGUAUGAUCUUCCAGCUGUCCUCAAUUUCAUUCUACAGAAAACUGGCGAAAAACAGUUGUACUAUGUUGGCCACUCACAGGGUGCUACAAUAGGAUUUAUAGCAUUCUCAAUGAUGCCAGAAUUGGCUCAGAAGAUCAAGAUGUUUUUUGCCUUAGGCCCUGUGACUAGACUUAAGUAUGCCAAAAGCCCUUUAAUAAAACUUAUUCAUCUGCCAGAGAGGUUCCUUUGGACUAUGUUUGGCAAAAGAGAAUUCCUUCCCCAGAAGUGGCUAGUUAAAAAGGCUCUUGCUACUUUCUGCAGCCGGCGUCCAUUCACUAGUGUUUGUGGAAACAUCUUUUUCUAUCUUGGUGGUGAUAACAGGAGAAAUAUAAAUAUGAGCCGAAUAAACAUAUAUGUGGCCCGAACACCAGCUGGAACAUCAGUACAAACUAUAUUGCACUGGAGCCAGAUUUUUCGUUGUGGAUUAUUCAAGGGUUUUGACUGGGGUGAUGAGAGGAAGAAUAAAAAGAAGCACAAUCAGCCUACUCCUCCAUUAUAUAAAGUGAAAGAUAUGACAGUUCCAACUGUGGUAUGGACCGGAGGAAAAGAUUUACUUUCAGAUCCAAAAGAUAUUGCUAUUUUAUUGCCUCAAAUCAAACACCUUGUUUCCCAUAAAUCCAUUCCAGACUGGGCACACCUCGAUUUCAUCUGGGGUCUGGAUGCACCCCAACGCAUGUAUAAUGAAAUAAUUGCUCUGAUGAAGAAGUAUGCAUAAUCUCUUCCAAAACAAAACAAAACAAAAUGGAUAACUGGAGCAUAAUGAUCUUCACUGUAAUUCUCCCCGUGUUUGUCACCUAUCGCAUCAUCCCUUGAUUUAAUGUGCUAUUUGUAGUUUUGGCUGCAGUGACAGAUCUCUGUAAUACACAUUGGAUAAUGUUAGUUUUUUAAAAUAUAUAUUUUCCAUUUCAAACAUUGAAAUUGCAAUCAAAAUUGCUCCCCACUCAUACAGUACAAUUUAAAUCAGAAUCAUUUUCCCUUUUUGAAUUCAGUUGAGUUGAAGACAAAUAUCGUGUUUUCCCAAAAAUAAGACCCUGUCUUACAUUUUUUAAUAAUAAAAUAAGGCCAAACGAAAUAAGCAUUUGGCCUUAUUUUCAGGGAGGUCUUAUUAUUUUGGGGCGCAUGGAGCAAGAUGAGGCACCUCUUGCCAUCUUACCUGAUUUCCAGAUCUGUGUUUAAAUACUUUUGGGGAGGGCUUAUUUUUGGAGGGAGGCUUAUUUUAGCGCAUGCAUUCAAAAGCCCGAUUGGGCUUAUUAUCAGGGGAUGUCUUAUUUUUGGGGAAACAGGAUACACUUUUGGAACAGUAUUAUCAGGAAAAGAGGGGGAGGGGAAAGGUAAUACAAACAGUUGUCAACUUACAAUAAGGCAGUAACUAUAUUGAAGUCUGCUAUAUAGUGCAAUAUUAAUGCAAUAUUGGUUUUCAAUUGAAUUGUAUAGAAUGUGAAGGAUGUAUGUUUGUGUUUUAUUUUUAUAAUUAUAUUGUUACACUGCAGAUGGCAUUUAAUUUCAUUGUACGAAGUGCAAUAACAAUAAACUAAACUAAACUAAACAAGAGUAACGGAGCCUGCCUAGGACAGUUGUAAGUCAUAAUGGUUGUUAAAGUAGGUUAUCAUCUAACCGACUUGAAUUUACAAGAGGUUUUUUUUUUUGUGUGUGGCUAUCAUCAAGUGAGCCUUGUGGU
Messenger RNA from Pantherophis guttatus, 2237 nucleotides. RefSeq names its product lipase member M-like. Gene Ontology annotation, molecular function: hydrolase activity, acting on ester bonds. NCBI's taxonomy places the organism in Eukaryota, Metazoa, Chordata, Lepidosauria, Squamata, Colubridae. The record is from RefSeq and is a predicted model, not a curated record.